AUGAGCGCAGUGUAUCGCGUGCCGUGGCGGACGUUCAAGAUUGAACCCGCCACGGUAAUCGGCAAAUCCAAAGCCACCGGCUCUCCAUUCUCUCGCCCGUCUUUACAACCGGUUCGCCCUGCAUACAGUGUCUCGCAAUGGACAUUUUCACCUGCCCGUCGCUCGUUCUCCGCCAAGGCGCCUCUGCUGUCGGGUGAGCAGCCUGGGCCCGGGAAAGCCCCGGGAUCGCAGCGGAAAUUGAUCAAGUGGUUGAUUGUGGCCGGUGUGGUUGGUGUGGGUGCUGUCGCAUUUUCAGACCAGGCAGGACAUGCGUAUGGGGCAGCCAAGCGGAGUGGUCGUGUUGUUGGCACCCUGGCUGUCUGCAUCAAUGACUACCGCGUUACCCUCAAGCAAGAAGCCUCCAGCCCCGAAGAACACGAAGCAUUGAUUCGCGCAUGUCACAAACGAUGCGCCGAGCGUACCCUCCGCGUACUCGAGAAGAACGGCUCAAUCUUUAUCAAGUUGGGCCAGCACCUCAGCAGCAUGGGAUACCUACUUCCUCUUGAGUGGACCUCGACUUUCAUUCCGCUACAAGACAAAUGCCCCGUUUCGUCCAUUGAGUCCGUCAACGAGUUAUUCCGCAAAGACACUGGCCAAAGCAUCGGCGAGCUAUUCGACUCCUUCGAGCCGACACCCACUGGCGCUGCUUCUCUGGCCCAGGUGCACAUUGCUACGCUAAAGGAAAAUGGACAGAAAGUCGCUGUCAAGGUUCAACAUCCUGCGCUCGAUGAGUGGGUGCCACUUGAUCUCGCCUUGACCCGGUUUACUUUCUCCAUGCUGAAGCGCUUCUUCCCGGACUACGAUUUGGAAUGGCUUUCUAAGGAAAUGGACUUCUCGCUGCCGCAGGAACUGGACUUCCGCAUGGAAGCGCAGAACGCCACUCACGCGAGCGAAUAUUUCAAGAAGAACUCUGAUUCCCCUCUAGUCAUUCCCGAAGUUAUAUGGUCUCAGAAACGCAUCUUGGUGAUGGAGUACAUCGCCGGCCAACGACCCGACAAUCUUGAAUACCUGGACGCAAACCACAUCGACCGUGACGAAGUCUCCGCAGCUCUAGCGCACAUUUUCAACGAAAUGAUCUUCGGCGAAGACGCUCCUCUCCACUGUGACCCGCAUGGCGGCAACAUCGCCAUCCGACCAAACCACACCCGCUCGCACCCGAACUUCGACAUCGUCCUGUACGAUCACGGCCUCUACCGUAACAUCGACCGGGAUCUCCGCCGCAACUACGCCAAGCUCUGGCUAGCUGUUAUUGACGCCGACGUUCCCCGGAUGCGUGAGUACGCACACAAGGUUGCCGGCGUCACAGACGAACAGUUCCCGCUCUUUGCUAGCGCUAUCACAGGACGCGAUUACAGCGUCCUCACGAAGAAGAGUGUUGUUUCUUCUCGUACAGCAGAGGAAAAGGAUGAUAUCUCUGGUGCAUUGGGUGAAGGCAUGUUGCAACAAUUGGUUGUUUUGCUUGGACAGGUUCCAAGGAUCAUCUUGCUUAUCCUCAAGACCAACGACUUGACACGCAGUCUAGAUGAGAAUCUGCAUACUCGCCAGGGCCCGAUGCGCUCAUUCCUUAUUCUCGCGAGGUACGCUACUCGCACUGUUUUCCAGGAACAGAUGGAGUUGAUCAGAGAGUCUGGUGGGGUGUUUGUCAAUUUCUUCCGCUUCCUCUGUGCCUAUACCAGCUUCCUCCGUGUUGAGGUCAAGCUUUCUGUCUAUGAGACUUUGUUGUCUCUCAAGACUCGCUUUGGCAUCCGCAGUGCCUAG
Molecule: messenger RNA, 1797 nt
Organism: Penicillium salamii
Lineage: Eukaryota; Fungi; Ascomycota; Eurotiomycetes; Eurotiales; Aspergillaceae
Source: the annotation of a GenBank genome assembly